Molecule: messenger RNA, 9204 nt
Organism: Cheilinus undulatus (humphead wrasse)
Lineage: Eukaryota; Metazoa; Chordata; Actinopteri; Labriformes; Labridae
Gene: peak1
Product: pseudopodium-enriched atypical kinase 1
Exons: 7
Coding region: 496-6342 (1948 amino acids)
Biological process (GO): protein phosphorylation
Molecular function (GO): ATP binding; protein kinase activity
Source: RefSeq, a predicted model, not a curated record
GGCUGUUACCGGAGCCACGCAGAGACAGAGAGAGAGAGAGGAGCUGAGUGCGAGAAAAAUCACUGGCUCUGGAAAGAGUUGAGAUAUACACACACGGAUUUUCCUUAUUCCUGUCGAGGACGACCUUGUCAAAAGCGGGAUUUAUAGCUGCCAAGAAGUGGUAGUAUCGACGGGGAGGUUUUCGCCGUCUGAAAAGGGAAAUCUGCUGCAGCCCUCAGAUGCGCUGUGACAUUGUCUGAAUCAGCGAGUUCUGGUACUUUCACACCUAUAAUACUCGAGACAACAGGGAGCAGCAAAUCCUGGCUGGCUCCAAGAGUGUGCUCUCUACUACACAAAGCAGGACUCCAUGGCUGCUUGAUCGAUAACACUGUCCCCAAAAUUGGAGCCUUGUAGAGUUCGUCAUCGUUACACUACAGUUUGUUCCUGUAGCUGGUGGCUUCAUGGAGGGGUUUCCUGUCCACUGACCCAACAGGCUGCCGUACUGGACCAGCAGCCAUGUCUGCCUGCAGCACCUUCACCGAGCAUGUGUGGAAGCCAGGCGAGUGCAAGAACUGCUUCAAACCCAAAAGUCUGCACUGCCUGACUCAGAGUAGUGGAAGGAAGCCUCCGUCUGAGCAGAGGCCUUCAACAACACAGCAACAGAACCCGAUCCCUGCUGGGGCAAGGGCCAACCCAAGCCUUUCUAACAACUCCCAGAGGGUUAGCAGUGGGUCUGCACGCUCAGGACACUUCCGUCCACCUGUGGCUAAGAAGCCAACCAUUGCUGUUAAACCAACUAUGAUGUUGCCGUGCUCCUCAGCAGGACUGGAUUCAGAUGGCAACCUACAACGGCCACCAAAUCUAAUAGAGCAAGGCAAAACUUCAGCCUUUACAGUGUGGAAUCGUAAUGGACUGAAUCGUAAGACACCAGGGGUGCCCAGCAACAACAAUGAAGGGGAGGACGGCAGUGAGGAGAUUGAGGGCUACGGGCCAUUAAGCCCCAGGACUCCUACUGGAAACAACAACAGCAGUGGACUGACAGAUGUCCUUAAAGACAUUGCUGGGCUAGGCCCUAGCCUUAGCCCUCCACCUCUUUCUGGUUCAAAGGACUUGUUUUGGGGACGAAUCAGUAGUUCAUACCGACGGUCUUUGGAAAGAGGCCUUCCAGCCUCAAGCUGUCUGGCAAUGGGAAGUGGUAGCGUUGGUAGUGGCGGCAAUGCUCAGAAACGGGUAUCUCUUAGCGACAGCACAGAGAUCAUUAGCACAGAGGGUGGUCGCUUUUGCUACCCAGAGUUUUCCAGUGAAGGGGAAGAUGAAGAGGACGAUGAGGAGGACGAUGAGGAGACUGAAAGGGAUGAUGAUGAGGAUGAUGAACACGAGAGUUGGGAUGAAAGUGAUGAAGAGUUACUUGCCAUGGAGAUACGAAUGCGAGGCCAGCCUCGAUUUGCAAAUUUUCGUGCUGCUACAUUGUCCCCAGUUCCAUUUGCUGCAGGGAAAAAGUGGAAUACUGUACCACUUCGCAAUCGCUCUCUACAGCGGAUUUGUGCAGUAGACUAUGACGAUAGCUAUGAUGAGAUCUUGAAUGGAUACCCCUCCAUGGACUCCAAUGGAGCUCUUCUUCCCUUUGGACCCCAUGACAUGCAAGGCAGUGGUUUCAUAUCAAACUCAGAGUCUACAACUUCUCCAGAAUCCUCAUCAUCACUACCUGAAGAUUCCAGAACAACUUCCAGCAGUGGGAGCAGUGCUCCGUGCGCUCUUCGAAAUGGCUUACAUUCACCAACACCUGCUAAGAUAUCAAUCCCCUGCACUUCUCCUUCAAAGAAGGAGGCUGUCCACAGAGCACUGAGUCCACUUAAGGUGACCGAAACACACAAGGCUGUCCUUGCCAUCAGACUAGAAGAUCAAGAAGGCAGAGAAGGUAUGCCCAUGCCCCAGGCUCUACCAGGUCAACCAGUCACUAUCAGUUUCAGUCCAACAGAGGAACAAGCAAAACCAUACCGUGUAGUGAAUUUGGAGAAAUCACUGAUUUGUAAGCCUUACACUGUAGUGGAUGUGUCAGCUUCCAUGGCCAGCAAAGAAGAAACAAUCUCGGACUCUACUGCAAAACCCAAAAACUUGUCAAUGCCUUCAAGCCCUACAUCGUUCUGUAGCACUCCUUUAGGUCAACCUCUUUCCCCAACCUCCCCUGUGUCUCUGGCCUCCCCUGUGUCUCCAGCCUCCCCUGUCAUGCCAACAUCACCCACAUCUGCAGUUCUUCCAAGUACCUCCAGGAAAAAAACAGGGAGUAUACGGUACCAGGAAGUUUGGACUUCAAGCACAAGCCCUCGACAAAAGAUGCCUAAAGUUGAACUUGGGGUAGGGAGUAAUCCUGGGCCAUCCUUCCCUAAUCAACACUGCAGUCACAAAUCAGCUCCCACUUCUCCCAUUGCUGGGCUCUCUUCCUCCAGAACUGUUCCUGUGAAAUCUCCCAACUUGUCAGAGAUCAAGUUUAACAGCUUCAAUAAUGCAGGCAUGCCUCCUUUUCCCAUCAUUAUUCGAGACGAGCCAGCCUAUGCUCGAAGCUCCAAGAAUGCAGUUAAAGUACCUAUUGUUAUCAAUCCAAGUGCAUAUGACAACCUAGCUGUGUACAAGAGCUUCUUAGGACUCAGUGGGGAACUACAGCAGCCAAAAGGCAAAGGAAGCAGGGUAACCAGUCACACUUAUGAAGAGAUUGGCUCCUCUGAGAGUGUUCAGUCCUCCUCAACUGAGAAAACUAUCUCUGGUAAAGGCACAUCAGAGCGAUCGUCUCAUGAUGAGAUGAAAGCUUCCCCUGAAGUAGUGCCAAAAACUCCACAUUUACAGCCCAGAACCACUGCAGACGCUAGCACUGUGACAAGCACUGUGAUGAGCUCCACAGCUGGGGCAGUCUCUCCUUCUACUACAAAUUCCCCUGCCAUUACUGCAAACCUUCCUAAAACCAGCCCCACUGCCACUGCUGUUACACGCACUUGCAAGCCAGGUGAAGACACUACUAGCAGUAAUAAUAACACAGACUUACCUAUAUCUUCUGGGGCACUGGGAAGCCACAGAGAGGAGGCAAGUGCCGUGCUUUUACAGAUUGUGGCCUCUAUCCAGCCUCCUCAGUCUCCCCCAGAUACACCUUCAGCACAAUCCAAAACCCUCAGUUCUGAGGAGUUGUAUUCUCUUCCACCUGAUGCUGUGAAAGAAACCCUCACGAGACCCAAAUCUCUCUUUUCAGCAACUGAUGGAUGUCUUUCUAAGCCAAAGAAGGACACACCUACAAAAGUUUUGUCCAAGUCACAGAGCGCCUCGGCUGCUGUCCCUCUCUCCAGCCCCCGUUCAGAGCCCAACGCCCCCUUCCCCCCUCCAAGAUCGACAUCUUCUCCCUACCACGCUUCCAACAUCCUCCAGAGACAUUUUAGCAACUGGACCAAGAGUUCUGCCUCCAGUUCUCCUGCACGACCGACUGAAGGCGAAGCAAGUCCAGGUGGAGAGGGGAGACGCAUUUCAGCAGAGAGCUCCAAACCCAAACGCUGGAUCUCCUUUAAGAGCUUUUUCCGCCGACGGAAAGAUGAGGAUGAGCAGAAGGAGAGGAUGGAGAGAGAGAGAGAGAAAGGCAAGCUGGUUGGGCUUGACGGAACAGUAAUCCACAUGCUUCCACCACCACCUGUACAACAUCAUCACUGGUUCACCGAGGCCAAACCAGAGGAUCCCACCCAGAAACCAACCAUCAUCUUCACCUAUAAAUCGGAAAGUGGCAGCACUCCUGGUGAUGGAGAAGCAGAACUACGAGUAGAAGAGUGCAAAGAAAAUGCAGAACUAACAGUAGAAGAAAGCAAAGAACCGAGAUCUGUGAGCCCAGGGCAGACUCCAACCUCAAACAACACUGGAUGUGAUAUCACCGCAAAGGACUUCAGCCAGGUACCAGUCAGUGCCAGCAAUGCCAGGGAUCGAGAGCUGCCCAGUGCCGCCUCCCUGCCUGCCAAAGUGAAUCUAGGGCUGGUGCUCGGGGAGGGCGAGGAGAGCCAAGGCAACCAGGGUACCACACCGGCCUCAGCCAGCGACGGCAGUGCCAGCCUCGGAGAGCCAGAGGAAGAGGAUGGGAAUAACUCUCAUCAUUCCCACUCUACCGCCUCUAGCCAAUGCAGUGCCACGUACAGCAACCUGGGUCAAUCCAGAGCCAACAUGAUCCCACUCAAACAGCCACGAAACGUCAAAGCGUCCAACGACACCCUGGCCUCCAUCGACCUGGACAGUGUUGCUGAGCAGCCUGUUCCUAAAGCCACACCACCACCACUGCCUAAGAAGGUUCCCCGCUCCAGUACUGAACCCAGCCUGGGAGGCAGAGAGCCAGCCCAAGCAGCUCUGAGACCCCGGGCUGAGGCUAAACCUGGGGGCACCAACCUCAGUGUGGCCAACCCUCUGUAUGAUUUGGACUCCACUUGGGAAACAGCCAGUCAGAGCUCCUCUCUGAGCUCUGAGCCUCAUAGAGCCCAUGACCACGAGAGCGGGGACUCCCUAGAGAGACCAUCAGCUGCCGCAUCUGCCAACAAGGGCCGCCCAACUAACAGCUUGUCCUCCCUGGUUUCCCAGCCUGCAUCUGCUACAUCUAAUGCCACUGCUGGCAGAGAGAGGAGGGUCUACCCCAGCUCAGAGUCUUUGGCUGGAAGGGGUCGAACAACAGGUCGAGGACCUGCUGCAGGAGGAGGAGGUUCCAAAGGCCAAAGGCCUGCUCUGUACAGAGGGUUGGACAGCUGGGACGAGGUGGUGGGAAGGAUCCGGGGGCUCCAUACGGACACACUGCGGAAGCUGGCAUCCAAGUGUGAGGACCGUUUUAUGGCUGGUCAAAAGGAUCACUUGAGAUUUGGCACUGACAGCUGGUCUCACUUCAGGCUGACCACUGGGAAACCCUGCUGUGAGGCAGGGGAUGCUGUUUACUAUACCGCCUCCUACGCCAAGGACCCACUGGUCAACUAUGCCAUCAAGAUCUGUCGCAGUAAAGUGAAAGAGACCCAGCAGCAGUUUUUCCACAGCCUCGCCGUGAGACAGAGCCUUGCAGUACACUUCAACAUCCAGCAAGAUUGUGGACAUUUUCUAGCUGAUGUCCCAACACGUCUGCUGCCCUGGGAAGAGGAAGAAGAAGAAGAAGAGGAGGAGGAGGAAGAUGAGGAGGAAGUUGUAAACGGGCUGAAGGACAAAGAGGUUAAGACUGAAAACAAAACCAUGGACUCUAAAGCUCCAAACAGUAAAUUAGAUGAAACCCAAACAGAGGGUCACAUGAACACUGCCGGCUGUUUAAAGAGUCGAGUGGUGGUCAUCACACGCGAGGUACCCUUUCAAACAGUGGCCGACUUUGUCCGAGAAGGCGUGGCCAGACACACUCAUAACCCUGAACUGUACGAGCGUCAGGUGUGCCUCCUGCUGCUGCAGCUGUGCUCCGGCCUGGAACACAUGAAACCCUAUCACGUGACACACUGUGAUCUACGGCUUGAAAACCUGCUGCUGGUCCACUGCCAGCCUGGCAUUCCCUGGAAUCUGGAUGCUGUGGAGCCGAACAACAACAGCAACAGCAGCACCAACAGUUCUGGAGCUACGUCGACAAGUGCUGCUGCUGCCGCCGCUAACGCCACCUGUCCUGCACGCCUCAUCAUUAGUAACUUUUCUCAAGCAAAGCAGAAGAGCACUCUGAUGACCGCUGACCCUGGCACACUACGAGACCAGUCACGCCUUGCACCUGAAAUCGUCACAGCAACUCAGUAUCGCAAGUGUGACGAGUUCCAGACUGGGAUUCUUAUCUAUGAAAUGCUGCAUCGACCAAACCCCUUUGAGGAGACGCCAGAGCUGAAGGAGCGGGAGUACACGUGGGCAGAUCUGCCUCCUCUACCGGUCAGAUCUCUCUACUCACAGGGUCUCCAACAGCUGGCCAGGCUACUUCUCACCGUCAACCCCUCUGAAAGGAUCCGCAUGUCUGAGGCACGGGCCUGCCUGCAGUGUCUGCUCUGGGGCCCUCGUGAGGAUUUGUUCCAGGCACUGGGCUGCAGCAGCACUGGGCCCAUGUCCGGGGCCACCGCCAGCCAGCGGGAGGCCACCCUUCAGAACUGGCUGGACCUGAAGCGAACUCUGAUGAUGAUCAAAUUUGCAGAGCGCUCAUUGGACUCGUCUUGUGGCGUGAGUCUGGAGGACUGGCUGUGCUGCCAGUACCUGGCGUUCGCAACCACAGACACCCUGAGCCGAGUGGUUCACAUCCUACAGCAGCCACAGCCUCAUCCUAAGCCCCAGAACCAGAGCCAGCCAGCACACGCAGCACAGAACCAAACACACCAAGCGCACACGCUCCACCUGACUCAGUCGCAGCCUCUCUGAGUUCCUUUGACCAGCUGUUGCCAUAGCAAUAGAUCCAACUUCCCCCAUGUGGUCCCUCUGCUGAUGCUAAUGUGUGAUGUAAGCUAAUAUUCAGCUUUGUUGUUGCAGCAGCCACAGUCCUCAGCUAAAACUAAACAGCUAGUUGUGCAAAGUCUGUGUUUUUCUUCAUGGACAAAUCAAAGCAUGGAGUGAGAGGCAGUGCUCCCAUCAGACAGGCAGGGCUUCAUGUACAGGGUAAGUGUUAGCACCCAUUAACAGGAUGGCUAGGUGUCCAACAAGGGACGUGACUGGCUGAUAUUGUUCUGUAAUCCAGUCCUAGACUGUUCUAAAUGAUGUUUUAGCAAUGAAUAGUCACUGUGGCUCCUGCCCAGACUUUCUCAAGCAGAUCACAUCUCUCAGAUUAUAAAACUAGAUUUACCAUAUUUAUGAGGGAUUUAACAUUUAUUCUGCUUUAUCUUUUCCAAAUCCAGCAAAAUCACAGAAAUGUAAAAGCAAUAUAUAAAAUAGUUUGCAUGGCAGCUGUCUCCUGGUUUUAUUUGAGGGAAUGUGAAACAGAAUUACAUAUUUCAAGCAUUUCAUCAGGCAUCUAAAGAUACACCUCAUUAGAUCAUCUCAAAGUUCUGUUUCUGAGGAAAAAACUUCUAAGAGCAUCAGAGAUGCAGGUUUGGUCAUGAUGAUUGAAUUCAUUAUUGCAAAGUGUUUUAUUUUUAAGCAACUUUUCAUUCGUAGAAAGGAAAAGAUUCUAAAUCUGAGGAGAUAAAAGAGGAAAAAUGAAGGGAGACCUUUUGAAAUCAAAUGAUUGAUUUCACCUCCUCAAAAUCAGUUCUAAUGAGGGUGAGAUUUAAUUUAGAUUGAUGCAAGAAUGAAUAGAUUUUAAAGCACUGAAGCCAAAGAUCUGUCAUCUGUUUCCACAGAGUCCAGAGAUACUUUAACAUAAUUAAAUGGAGAUGUUUAUUUUAGGAUGCAAAAAAACUUUGUCACACUGGGUAAAAGUGAAAAGAUUUAUCAAGAAUCAGUUUAAAAUAUUACACUUCACCUUUCCAAAUUCAAUCUAGAGGUGUUUUUAACAAAACUACACCUCUUAAUACUAAAUCCUUGUCUACUUAUUAGCUUCCAGAGAGCAUUUUAAGAUUUAGGAGUUAAAAUGGGACACAACUGCAACAGCUUUUGGAGUGGUUUCUUGUCGGCGUAUGUGCAAUUUAUAUAUUUUUGGUUGUUUUCUUCAGAGGUAACAGCAUAUGAACACUUUUAAAAUGCAGUCUUGUUCUACACUUCUCUUCCAGUAGUUUUGUGGCACAUAAACUGACUAGUUUCAGUUCAAUCUUGCAAUUUAGGAAACAAAGUUAAAAGACUUCUAAGAGCGGGAGGGAGAUGGGAAUGUUUCAAAGACUGCAAAAAAGUUUUGUCAUUUUUUAAAGUGUUGUUUUUGUCAAGUUGUUUUGGGACGGUCCUGAGUUACGGAUGACAUUUGCACAUUGAGUCUGAGCGUCGGCGCUCCUUGAUGGAGGCCGAGGACAUGAUGAUGCAGGAGAGACUGAGCGGAGUUCCUGUGAAUCAAAGGAGCUGGAUCUGAUUUGUUUUGCAGCGUGUGGAAUGUAAAAGUUUGCCUGGACUGAAACACAAACUUUUGGACCUGGUUUCGUCUGCUUCAGAAACACAACCAUCUUCUAACUGAACCACUUUGUUUCACAUAAAAACAGAAUAGAAACUUAAGACUCAACCACUGAGACUUGCCUCCAUUCCUCCUGCCUUGUUUCCCGUCCGAUUUUUUGUUACUCAGCUGAUAGGAUAACAGAUCCUGCAUCAAUGCUUGCUGCUUGGCUUGCAACAGAUGUGUGAUUCUUUGAUUAAAUGAGCUCUGUGUUAUUGAUCAGCAACCUUCCAGCCUGUGGUCAGUGCUAGAAAUACAUGUACAACAGCUUCAGCUUUUUCUUAAACAAUACAGCACAGGAUGUAUUUGAGGUUCUGAUGAUAAAACAACUAAAUCAUCAUCUUAAACUCUCUUCACCUCUGAAAAACGCACCCUUUACAUGCAUUUAGGAGAGGGAUAUUUUCCAAGCAUCCAUUUGCUUUGUGUAAUUUUAUCUAUAGCAGCAGUUCUGCAUGCCACUGGGGAGGAAAGUGUUCUUUUGGGAUCAGGAUCCUGUUCUCUUUCUCCGCAGAUGUACAGAACCAGAAUUUAACGGUCCAUGGAGCGACAACAAGACAAAGCAGGUGUGAGUUUGUUGCUGCAUUUUAAAGGGUUUGUGUACUGAGGAAUGUGUGUGGACAGCACUGGUGGCUGUCCUAGUGUCUAAAAGAUUUACGCCUUUAUAUAGUAUAUAUAGUAUAAAUAUAUAUAACCUUAUUUUAAUCCACACACACACUAUUUUGUCACAUAAGGAGCACCUCUAUUUCUGUCACUAGAGUCUAAAUAUCAUUUAAUCAUUUUUAAAGCUUAACUUGACUUUCUUCUACUUGUUCAUGUCGGAGAAGACGAAGGUGAGUGAGUCGUCAUCACUGACCUAAACAAAAGAUAAUUCAAUAUUAAACUGAACAAUGUACAGUAUUUUUACCCCUCUUGUAAAGUUAUCUGUUAAGGAGAUAAACCACUUUUAGAAGAGGCUGAAAGAUGACAGCAGUCAAGCCCAGCAUCGAUCAACGAUACGGCCCACAGCUUUCAGAAUAUUGUGUAUUUAAUCUUUCUUUCUCUUUGCUCUGGUUUCCUCUCUGCAUUGUUUAUUGCCACUGAACAGAAAACAUAAAGCUCUCUGAGGCUUGUUAUUAAUAUGUGUACAGUAUGUCUCCAGGCCUGCCGGCAUUUAUUGUUGAUUGAGUUAACCAAUGGUAACAGAACAAUAAAUAUAUGUUUUUAUAAAUACA